UCUACGUUCAGCAAAAAACGCCGCCAAUGCUUUUGAGGUUAUUCAACUACGCCUACUGUCACUUUCAACAUCUGACAAGUUGAAAGAAGUUCUACUUUUGUUGCAUAACUAUUAAGAUAACUUCUCAGUAAAUUUGUGUUAAAAUUACUCACUGAAAAUGCAGGUGCCACACCGCUUAAUUCAACUUAUGGCAAAACCAGUUGGCCGAAGAUAUGCCUCGCAUGGAGCGGUAGCGAAAAGCACCUAUAAUGACCUCCCAUCUCCCUCGGGCAGUUGGCAAACUAACUAUGAUGCUCAGCAACGCAAAUACAAUGCACAACUUGCCUUAGGAGUAGGUGUUUUCGCUGGGACUCUUCUCUUCGGAAAAGCCGCUGGCUUCUUUGAAUUCUAUAAUGACUACCCUGAAAGGCCAGCAGUUAUCGACAACUACAAAGACUAGAUACCCCCCUUUUAUUUGUCAUGCUAGUAAUCAGUUUAGUACAGUGUAAAUUAAGUUUUUUGUUAUUUCCGCUGCGGGUUAUUUCAAUAAAAUAAUUCUUCAGUGGGA
Molecule: messenger RNA, 547 nt
Organism: Dendroctonus ponderosae (mountain pine beetle)
Lineage: Eukaryota; Metazoa; Arthropoda; Insecta; Coleoptera; Curculionidae
Gene: COX7B
Exons: 2
Coding region: 158-439 (93 amino acids)
Source: RefSeq, a predicted model, not a curated record